GUUUAGAUAUCAGCGCUGUGAGCGCAACAGGAUGCACUGAAUUAUUCUGAGAAGGAAUACAGACAUACACACACUCUUCCACUGCGCGAUCCGAUUGAUUUAGUUCAUUGUUAAAGACAUUUUUUCUAAAAGGACAAAAUCACACUGAGCUCCAAACGAAAUGAAAGCGUGGCGACUUCGGUUUCUGUACUUUCUGGUGUUGAAUGCAGCUGUACAGUAUGUGACGUCCCUGGAAGAAGAGCUCUCCGAUUCUAUUUUUGGUAGCUUCCUCGACCCUUUGAAAGACUUGUUUGACCACAAGGAUGACAGCAAUCAAAGUUUCGCCAAAUUCUCGCUCAGAAAACCAUCCAAUCCCGAUGAUGACCUGUGUUACAUCGUUCCAGGCAAACCCGACUCCCUGGCUGCCUGCACCUUUAACAGCACCUCCAAAACCUUCCUGGUAAUCCACGGAUGGACGUUAAGUGGGAUGUUUCAAAGCUGGGUGGCGAAGCUGGUAUCUGCGCUGUACGAAAGAGAGCAGACGGCCAACGUCAUCGUGGUGGACUGGCUCAGCUCGGCACAGAACCACUAUGUAGUUGCAGCUCAGAACACCAAAACAGUGGGACGCGAGAUCGCUCACUUUAUCGAUUGGAUCGAGGAAACCACCAACAAGCCUCUAGAGAACAUCCACCUGAUUGGCUACAGCCUUGGGGCUCAUGUGGCAGGAUUUGCUGGAAGCCAAGCAACUAACAAAGUUGGAAGAAUAACUGGGCUGGACCCAGCUGGUCCUGACUUUGAGGGAGAGCAUGCACACAGGCGUCUAUCCCCGGAUGAUGCUCACUUUGUAGACGUCCUCCACACCUUCACACGGGGCUCCCUGGGUCUUAGCAUCGGGAUCCAGCAGCCUGUCGGCCACGUAGACAUUUACCCAAACGGCGGCAAGUUCCAACCGGGCUGCAACCUCAGGGGGGCACUGGAGAAGAUUGCUAACUUUGGGUUAUUUGCUAUUACUGAUGCAGUGAAGUGUGAACAUGAGCGCUCUGUCCACCUGUUCAUCGACUCUCUGCUGAACGAGCGGGAAGCAGCCAAGGCCUACAGAUGCGGCAGCAACGACAUGUUUAACCGCGGCAUGUGUCUCAGUUGCCGCAAAAGCCGCUGCAACGCAGUGGGAUACGAUAUCAGCAAGGUCCGCAAGGCACGCAACGUUCAGCUGUACACCAAAACACGAGCCUCUAUGCCUUUCAGAGUUUACCACUAUCAACUGAAGAUCCACUUCUCCAGUAAAGUGAAUCGUUCAGAGAUGGAGCCGUCCCUCACUGUCUCACUGCACGGAACAAAAGGAGAGGCUGAAAACCUAGAGCUUAAACUAAACGAGAAAAUAGCGACGAAUAAGACACAUUCAUUUCUGCUUGUGACAGAGAAAGAUAUCGGAGAUUUAUUGAUGUUGAAGUUUAAAUGGGAGGAGGAAAACAGUUGGUCAACCUCCAACAUGUUGAAGAUGGUUUCCUCUUGGUGGUCCGGUGACUCAGACAGCAACAUGGAGGUUCACAAGAUCCGUAUCCGAGCUGGCGAGACCCAACAAAAGAUGGUGUUCUGUGUAAAAGACCCUGAAGCUCAGAAAUUGACACAAGAGGUCACAUUUGUUAAAUGUAAGGAUGCAUGGAGGACAAAACCGACACAUACUCCAAAAAGAGUAACUCUGAAGAACUACUGACCUCCAAGAAAAGACACCACUGUUGAACACCCUUUAGUCCAUUUCAGCACUUAAAGUAAAUAAUUUGUACACCUGUAACUUAUUUUAUUUCUUGAAAUGAUUCAAAACUCUCACCUCCUUGUAUAUAUCCCAAAAAGUAUGUUUGUUAUUUAAAACAAUAUGUGUUUGAAUACUGUAAAAUAUUUUUGUUAAGAGCUGUUCUAAUGACACUUUACAGGUGCAAUAUGUAAUAUUGACAGGUAGUGUUUAAAAUAGUUAAUGUACUACCAAUUCAAAGUACUCUAAAGAGUCGUCUCCCUCGGCCCCUCCUCCCCAGUCCCGAAGUUCACGUUGGUUACCAGGCUGAGACCACAGUAUCCACAACAAUGUUGCUAGAUGUUUGUCUCACAUAGCCAGACAUUAAUUCACAGCACAUCAGAGUAGCUAACGUUAGAUACUGGCUAUGUUGGCUAGACAUAAAAGCCCUUGUUCAUGCUGAGCUCUGUACUCAACUGACAGACACACUUUUCGGUUUAGAAUUACGGUAGGAACAGCUAAAAAUAACACUACCUUGCCGUCGUCCAGCCAACUGAACAGACUUUAUUGGCUUAGAAUCACGGAUAGAAUCACUAAAAUGAACACUAACGUUACUUUGCUGUCUUCUCCACCCGACUGAACCCACUUUAUUAGCUUAGAAUUACGGCAACAAUCGCUAAACACUGCAAACUCACGGUCAUCUCUUCCUGAUUUACAGUCCCCCUUUAUUGGCUUUCAAAUAACUCACCGUUGUCCGCUACGGCCGCUGAACAGGUUACACAUUGUAAACAGCCGUGGCCCAGUUGCCUGGUCCUCCGGUAAUGCUAGCAGGGUUAGCAUGGCGGUGUUAGCCAGGACCUGUCAGGAUCACUUUACUGACUGUUUCUCAAUUGUUUUUGUGAGUAACCAACUCUGGUACUCUAGCUAUAUAAUUCAAUUGGAGUACACAAUGUUGAAAUGACAUAAAAUGCCCGUCCCUUGAUAAAUUAUUCAGAAGCUAAGGCUCACCUGUUCAGGAAGACAUUUUUCAAUUUCUGGUUUAUUACAGUAAAUGUAUAUAUUGGACCUUUUAACGGUAACUUCAUUAGUGUGCGACAAAGAAAUGCCGUCGUCUCUGUUGCAUGUUUUGUAUCUAAAGAGAAUCACUGAGGUGUGACUGACAGGAUUUACCGUGAUAGAGGUUCUGAUGUCCCAUUGUGUAAAAUACCCAGAGUAUCAAUAUCAUGAUUAGCAUAAAUAAUGUCCUCUCUAUGUCCAUGGAGGUCAGCAGACACUAUGAAAAAUAACAAAUAAGAGGAAUUUGUCAAGGUGUUUUAUGCAAUAGGGUACAGUUGAUUGACUUUUAUCUAACUAACACAGCAUUCACCACUGUGGCUCACAGCACUAUUUGUGACUGCUGGACCUGUAACGAUGUGCCUAACGGUUGCCAGAAGUAAGCUGUUACAAAUUAAACUUGUUUUAACUUAUGUGCUGUUUAACCUCAAUGUGCUUUUUUUAUUAUUUUAUGAACUUUUACUGUAACAUCUGAACAUUCAAAAGUGGUUUACAAUACUUUGUUUUACGGCUACCUCUUUGCAAGGUGUUAUUUUGAAUACAGUAUGUUACCUCAAAGAAGCACUUGCCAGUUUGUCUACCAUAGUUCUAUUUAAGUUUGAUGAGGUACUUUAUGCUCAGUGUGAGGUAGAUAGCACAGUUUAUAUCAAUGGUGUCCUUUUUUGUACCGUCAAUCAUGGAUCACUCUUCACUGCAGUUUCUUCUGUGCACCUGACCUUUCAAAUCUUGACUAAUGCUUUUCUAUUCAUAAUUGUGUGUUGUAGCAGUUCUGUGAGCGAUAUCUAAACCAUGGGUUUUUAAGUAAGUAAGUAAAAUCUACUUAUAAAGCGCUUUUCAUAGGCAUAAGUCAGAAAGUGCUUUACAGUAGUAUAACACAAGAAACACAAUACAGAGUGAGAACACAAUCAGUAUUACAGAACAAUACUGAAAGUGUAGACCAGGUAUGUACUGGUCAACUAAACAAUUGUCUACAGUUAUAGUAUGUCUUUAUCUGCCACACAUGCCAUAGCCUGACCGUGCAAUACUGUUUGUGAUAAUUUUAAAUUGAAUCCUUUAUGCAACUGGAAGCCUGUGAUAGGACUUAAUUACCAGGGUAAUGUGAGAUCGUCUAUUUGAACGUGUAAGUAGCCUUGCAGCAGCUUCGGGAAUGGCUGAAACAAUCCAGAGCAGACAUACGAAGUGAGGAAAAAAGUGUGUUACAGUCAACGCGAUAAUAUAAAGGCUACUUUAGAGAUUGGUACUGUAAUCAUUGUUCAUUUCCAUCUACUUUAAAAAGUGGAAAUGUUUUCCUUUUGCACUGAAAACAGAGGAAGAGAUUGCUUAACCAAGUUAAUUGUACAGUUUUGUAAAUACCAUAUAUGAUAGUAUGGAAAACGUAUAUAUUUUUUAUCCAUGAAUGAAUUUAUUCUGAAAAAUUUGCAUUUCUAUAAUCUUUUGUACAUAUUUGUGAAUAUUCACUGUACUGUAUGCAUUUCUUCUAAUAAACCAAAAGUGCCAUCUGGAAGGUCA
Molecule: messenger RNA, 4270 nt
Organism: Etheostoma cragini (Arkansas darter)
Lineage: Eukaryota; Metazoa; Chordata; Actinopteri; Perciformes; Percidae
Gene: lpl2a
Product: lipoprotein lipase
Exons: 10
Coding region: 161-1693 (510 amino acids)
Biological process (GO): lipid metabolic process
Molecular function (GO): lipoprotein lipase activity; apolipoprotein binding
Source: RefSeq, a predicted model, not a curated record